Messenger RNA from Saitoella complicata NRRL Y-17804, 2625 nucleotides. RefSeq lists its product as uncharacterized. Gene Ontology annotation, biological process: COPII-coated vesicle cargo loading; endoplasmic reticulum to Golgi vesicle-mediated transport; intracellular protein transport. The record is from RefSeq and is a predicted model, not a curated record. The transcript has a single exon. Gene Ontology annotation, molecular function: zinc ion binding; SNARE binding. Gene Ontology annotation, cellular component: COPII vesicle coat; endoplasmic reticulum exit site. NCBI's taxonomy places the organism in Eukaryota, Fungi, Ascomycota, Saitoellomycetes, Saitoellales, Saitoellaceae. The coding region runs from base 1 to 2625 and encodes 874 amino acids.
AUGUAUGCUGGUGGACCCGUAGCUGGCGCUGCCUACGGCGCACAAGAUCAGCAGUUCUUUACGCCCGCAGGUGCUGCAUCCCUUCAACAGGCUCAGGCUCCUGUGGGAUAUGGUCAGCCUGCGCAGGCAAUGGGCUACCCUCAGGAUCCCAACCAGCAAUUCCAGGCAGCUCCGAUCUACGGUGCGAAUGCUCCCGUCACGCCAGGCUAUGGUCCUACGAACCCUCCACCUGCGCAACAACCCCAGUCUCCAGGAAUGGCAGGCAUGACCCAGCAAUUUGGUCAGAUGGGUGUCCAGGGCGCUAUGCCCACCGCAGGCCGCGUCACGAACAACAUCUUCCCCGUCGAUUUGAUGACACAGCCGCCUAUCCCCGCCGAACUCGAUGCGCCCCCACCCACGAUUAACUUGCCCCCAAACACGGCCCUGACGCCAUCAGAGCACGCGAAUUGUCCUCCGGAGUAUAUGCGGUCUACACUCAAUGCUGUUCCGCAGACCUCGUCCUUGCUCAAGAAGUCGAAGUUGCCGUUCGCGCUUACGAUUCGUCCUUACAUUACGCUUCGUGACGAUGAUGCGCCUGUUCCCGUGAUCCCCGAUACCGUUAUCGCGCGUUGUCGACGUUGCAGAACAUACAUCAACCCAUUCGCCGUCUUCAUCGAGGGUGGGAAUAGGUGGCGGUGUCAGAUGUGUAACCUGACCAAUGAUGUCCCUCAAAGCUUCGACUGGGAUCCUGUGGAGAAUAAGCAGCUUGAUCGUUGGCAGCGUGCGGAGUUGAAUUACUCUGUUGUCGAUUUCAUUGCGCCGAAGGAUUAUAUGGUUAGGCCGCCACAGCCGUUGGUUUAUUUGUUUUUGAUUGAUGUGAGUAUGCCUGCGGUUCAAUCUGGACUCGUUGCGACGACCGCGAGGACUAUUCUUGAGAGCUUGGAUCGCAUUCCGAAUGUUGAUAAGAGGACGCGGAUUGGGUUCAUGGCUGUUGAUAGUGCGUUGCAUUAUUUUAGCAUUGUACCCGGACAGGCUGAGCCCAACAUGCUCGUUAUCUCGGACUUGGACGAGCCGUUUUUGCCGCAGCCUGAUGAUUUGUUGGUCAACCUCCACGAGUGCAGGGAAGGUGUCGAGACCCUCCUGAGCAAGAUGCAGGAUAUGUUCGGUGGUAACACCUCCACCGGAAACGCAAUGGGUCCUGCCUUGCGAGCAGCUCAUAAGCUCGCUUCUCCUAUCGGUGGUAAAGUCGUCUGCUUGAUGGCUUCUCUACCCAACUUGGGCGUGGGCGCCUUGAAGCCGAGAGAGGAUCCCAAGCUUUUGGGAACAGCGAAGGAGACUGGGUUAUUGCAGGCCCAAAACUCAUUCUACAAGAGUUUUGCGGUGGAGUGCUCGAAGAGCCAGGUUUCGGUUGAUAUGUUCUUGUUUGCGAGUGGGUACCAGGAUGUUGCCUCUUUGUCGUGUCUUCCCCGAUUUACCGGUGGACAGACAUUCUACUAUCCCUCAUGGAGUGCGAGUAGGACCGAGGACGCCGUCAAGUUCGCGCAUGAACUCUCGGAGUUCGUGAGUGCCGAGAUUCAAUUGGAGACCGUCAUGCGUGUCCGUGCGACAUCUGGGUUGCGUAUGUCCGCAUUCUAUGGAAACUUCUUUGCGAGGUCUUCGGAUUUGUUGGCGUUCCCUGCUAUGCCGCGUGACCAAGGCUACUGUAUCGAGGUUGCGAUCGAUGAGAACAUGACGAAGAGUACCGUGUGUUUCCAGACUGCGGUCUUGCAUUCGACGUGUAAGGGUGAGAGAAGGAUUAGGGUUUUGACGCUCUGUCUUCCCGUUACGCAGAAUUUGUCGGAGGUUUAUGCGUCGGCGGAUCAGGUUGCUAUUGCUACCCUGUAUGCUAACAAGGCUGUUGAGAGGACGCUUGAUUCUGGGUUGAAUGAUGCGAGGGAGACGUUGUUCAAGACGUUGGUUGAGUUGUUGCAGGUGUUUAAGAAGGAGUUGACCACCUCGAAUAUCGGCGCGGCGACUCCACUACAGUUCACGCAUAACCUACGACUAUUGCCGCUCUUGAUCUUGGCGUUGACGAAACACACCGGAUUACGGAAAACUACGCAAAUUCCCACGGAUAUGAGGAGUGCAGCGUUGGCGUUGUUGUCGUCUCUGCCUGGAGCACAUUUGAUUCCGUAUAUCCACCCCAGGUUUUACUCGUUGCAUAAUAUGCCUGACGAGGCUGGGUUGCCUGGUGCGGAGGGAAUCGUUAUGCCGCCUACGAUGAACCUGAAUUCCCAGUUUUUCGAGCCGCAUGGACUUUACCUCAUCGGGGACGGCCAACAACUCUUCCUCUGGGUCGGCCGUGCCGCCGUCCCGCAGCUCAUCCAGGACGUCUUUGGACUCCCCGACAUCACGGGUGUCCGGGUCGGAAAGGCCACGUUGCCCGUAUUGGAGAACCAGUUCUCGCAGCGGAUUAAUGCGAUUAUUGGAAAGAUUCGGGAGAGUAAGGAUGGGAGUUUGUAUUACCCGCAUCUUUACAUCGUGAGGGAGGAUGGAGAGCCUGCACUUAAGGCUUGGGCGUUGAGUAUGUUGGCGGAGGAUAGGACGGAUGGAGCGGCGGGGUACCAGCAGUGGCUUAUGCAGUUGAAGGACAAGGUGAAUGCGUGA